UCUUGCUGGGGGAGCUGAGAGCCCAUAGUUUAGCACAUGAUGCAGAAAGCAGUCUAGCCAAUGCACUCUGCCGCCCUGCAUGAAUGAGGUGGAUCAGGUUGUGGACUACGAGCCCAAGGCUGCAGCCCACGAUGCGAGGGGCCGAAAGCGGGUCUCGAAGGGCCGGACGCAGAGCCCGCCCGAGCCUUUGUCUUUGGGCAUCGGUCAGAAUCAGAACGGAGCACCUGUGGGCCGUACCAGGCGGCCCAGCUUCAGCAAGCCGGCGCUGCCCCCCGAUGCGGUAGUGAACUCUCAGGGCUGGCUGAAGGAGGCUCCUCCACUUCACGGAGUGGCAGCCCUGACGGGCUUUGCGGACAAGUCCAGCUGCGGAAUGGGAGUCAGGGCUGAUGCCGCCAUCCUCACCUCGUCGGGGCCCGAGGAAGCUGUGCGUGGCUCGCAGGCACAGACGGUGGGCGUGCUACACGUUGCACCCUUGGCGGCCAACCCCAACUUUAGGCAACAGGCACGAAGACCGUCGAGAUGUGCUGGCGACUCAGCCGACGGCGGCCUCAAGUCCCUGACGGAGACACUCAACAAGCUGGAGGCAGACAAGGAGAGAUCCCUGAGCCAUGCCACAGUGUGCAAGAAGACCAGGGAAAAGCUGGCAGUGGUCAAAGCGUUCCAGCGGCCCGUGAAGGCCGAGAGCUUCGCUCUGGGUGGGAGGGGCAGGUCGGAGUCCAAGGGCGGCGGGUCGCGCGAGGCUUCGCUUUCGAGCCCAGGGAGGACGUCCUUGGGUGGGGGGAAGCCUGGAGGAGCAUCCAACGAAGCUGGAAAUGAUAGAGGCAGCAUCGCAGCUUCAAAUGACCCAUGCAGACAAUCCAAUGAUUCUGGCGUAAGGGCUGCAAAUGGCUUGGCAAAAGCAGCAGCAGAUACUGCGACAGAAGGUGGCAGAGAGACAUCGGGUGCUUUAGGAUCUGUUGGAGCCGCAGGAUCAGCGUCAUUUGCAUCAGGAAGUGGCGGAGGGGUGACUGGAGAGGCGGGAGCAGCAGAGACAACUGGAGAGACAGGAGCGACCAGAGAGGCAGGAGCGAACGGAGAGUCAGGAGCGACAGGAGGGUCAGGAGCGGCACGACACCCUGCGACAGCUGCAGCAGCGCGAGCGACUGGAGAGGCGGGAGCGACCAAAGAGGCAGGAGCGAAGGGCGAGGCAGGAGAAGCAAGAGACCCCGGAGCAGCCGCAGCAGUGGGAGCGACUGGAGCGGAAAGAGAGUUAGGAGGGCCGAGACAUCCAGGAGCAGCAGGAGGAGCGACUGGAGAGGCAGGAGCACCAAUAGCAGAAGGAGCUUCCGGAGAAGCAGGAGCGACGGGCGAGGCAGGAGCAACAAAACAUCCAGGAGAAGCAGCUGGAAUGGGACACAUGGAGGGAGGAGAGGCGGGAGCGGCACGAAUAGCAGAAGGCUCAGCUGCAGACCCAGCAUGCCAGGCAAGGGGGACAGACAUUCUGGCAGAGCCUGCGUCAGGCAGCUGCAGACCCAAGGGGGAAGAUGAACGGUCCCAGCCAGCCAUCGAUACUCUGAAAGAGCAAGAAGGCAGCAGCUCUUCGCUGGGCAAUGGUAUGGCUGCCAGGCCUGCAAAUGAAGCAGCCGGGUCAGCAAGUGCGAUUGGCCGCGCAGCAACGGCAGACUUGAGUCCACCAGCAAUGCCCGGCCCAACCAGCCCAACCGGUGAUGGAGCCAACGCAUUUGGUCAUGGCAGGCGCCCCUCGAAUGGUGAGGCUGGGAGCCCGGACAUGGACAAGUCCCUGAGUGCAUCGGGCAACAUCGGGAUUGACCUGAGCAGGCAGCGCCAGCCGAGUCUUGCUCAGGGCAGUGUGCAAGCUGCAGCCCUCCGGCGCCAAGCGAGCCCCGUUGCCCGGCGGCGCCAGAGCAGCCCUGGGCCGGCAAGUGCCAACGUCAAGGGCGUCAAGAGCGUCAAGAGCGACAAGGGCGACAAGGGCGACAAGGGCGACAUGUUUAGCGACCUGCAGAUCAGUGGGAGCAAAGCCCCCGACGCGGAGCUGCGGGGACCUGGCCGAGCCGCCCGCAAACGCUCUGGUAGCAAGGCGUCAGAUGGAGAGAUGGAGGGGGCUGGCGCGGCUGGUGGCACGGCUGGGAGAGUCCGCAGUCGGUCCCGAGGCCGCGCUCCCAGCGGGGAACGGCGUGACAGCAAUGCAUCGCACGCCUCCGAAGGCAGCCACUGCAGGGACGCCAACGGCGCGGGCAAGGCGAGCCCAGGUGCCGGAUCCGGUGUCCAAGGCUCAGCGGCUGCACGGGCCGCAAAUGGCAAAGAGGUGAAGGGUGCGAAAGGUGAAGGUGCCGGAGUAGGAAGCAGCUCAGCAGGAGAGACGGAGGAUGAGAUUCGACGAUACAGCUGGGAGGAUGAGCUGUACAAAAACUCUAGGAAGGAAGGCGAUGCGGGACAGACUGGAUCCACUCACGCAGGAGCUUGCAGAGAUCGACGAGGUGGAGCUGGCAGAUCUUGAAGGGGAGGUGUUGCUCGAAGAGCACACGAAGUCGCUGCGCCGGCUUUUGCUCGACAACAUAGAAGAAUGCCAGCACGAGGGUGACGAUGGUGACAGCGACGCUGAGGGCGAAGACAUGGGCGAGGCAAACACGGAGACGCCUGUGAAGCAGGUGUUCGACGUGGUCGCUACUGUGCGGGUCCGCUCAGGCGCGAAGCUGGUGACCCAGAAGAGCUUCGAGAACCUGCUGCUCACCUUGCAGGAGGUGGACAAGGCCGGAAAGCGCAAGGGUCGUCACAAGAUCCCCCUGAGUCAGGUCCGCGAAGCCUUUCUGGAGCAGAUCGCUUUGCAGAUCUCCAUGUCCAGCCGCUACGGGCUCUCCGCUGCAGAAGCGUCCAAGGGUAUGGUCUACGAGACCUUCCGCACCUGCAUGCACCGCCUCUUCUACAGACCACUGGAGACUGAAGAGGAAGUGAAGCGCUUGCUUUUGAAAAACCGGGGCGCGUAGCGCACUCGCCGGGGUCAAGCAGAAAACCUCAUGAGAACCUCAUGAGAGCGCAUGGCUUGCCUCCUUUCCCCCAACGAGUAACGUCUCAGGACCAGUCCUGAGCCAGACCCCAGCAACGCCAAAGUGCGACAGUUUUCACAGGCUCAAGGCAGGUGGAGUUUCGCCCUUCGGCGGCGACUAGUUUGAAGGCGUCCUAGACCCAAAAUGGGAGGCGUAGUUGUUGUUGCGUACGCGGUCAGACGCAAACUCUGCGAUUGACUAGGCCCGCAAUAAAGGCCAG
This is a messenger RNA of Effrenium voratum, 3267 nucleotides long. The record is from the annotation of a GenBank genome assembly. NCBI's taxonomy places the organism in Eukaryota, Dinophyceae, Suessiales, Symbiodiniaceae.